GUUCUGGUCGAAAACUGGACACCUGGCAACCCUAGCUGGGACUGUGGGGUGAACAGCAGGGCCAAGAAGUGGCGGUCAUAAUGGUAUCCAUCCCUGAAUACUAUGAAGGAAAGAAUGUCCUCCUCACAGGAGCUACUGGCUUCAUGGGAAAGGUGCUUCUGGAAAAGCUACUAAGGUCCUGCCCUAAAGUGAAAGCAGUUUAUAUAUUGGUGAGACAUAAAGCAGGACAGAUGCCUCAAGAACGAAUGGAAGAAAUGAUCAGCUGUAAGCUCUUUGACAGGUUAAGAGAUGAACAGCCUGAAUUUAAAGAGAAAAUAAUAGCAGUUCCUAGUGAACUUACGCAGUCUGAACUGGACCUUAGUGAGCAGGACAAAGAAAAGCUCAUAGACUGCAUUAAUAUUGUAUUCCAUUGUGCUGCUACAGUCAGAUUCAAUGAAACACUGAGAGAUGCUGUUCAGUUAAAUGUGAUUGCCACACAACAGCUCAUCAUCUUGGCCCAGCGAAUGAAGAAUUUGGAGGUGUUCAUGCAUGUUUCAACAGCAUAUGCUUAUUGCAAUCGAAAGCACAUUGAAGAAAUCAUAUAUCCACCCCCUGUUGACCCCAAGAAACUGAUAGGUUCUUUGGAGUGGAUGGAUGAUGGUCUAGUGAAUGACAUUACUCCAAAACUGAUAGGAGACAGACCUAAUACUUACACUUAUACAAAAGCCUUAGCAGAAUAUGUUGUGCAGCAGGAAGGUGCAAAAUUAAACAUAGCCAUUAUACGGCCAUCAAUUGUUGGUGCCAGCUGGAAGGAGCCUUUCCCUGGAUGGAUUGAUAACUUUAAUGGGCCCAGUGGUCUUUUUAUUGCGGCAGGAAAAGGAAUUCUUCGAACAAUAAGAGCCUCCAACAGUGCAGUUGCAGAUCUUGUUCCAGUAGAUGUAGUUGUCAACACAACACUGGCUGCAGCUUGGUAUUCUGGAGUUAAUAGACCAAGAAACAUCAUGGUGUACAAUUGCACAACAGGUGGCACCAAUCCUUUCCACUGGGGUGAAGUUGAAUACCAUGUAAUUUCCACUUUCAAGAGGAAUCCUCUCGAACAGGCCUUCAGACGGCCCAAUGUAAAUCUAACCUCUAAUCAUCUUUUAUAUCAUUACUGGAUUGCUGUAAGCCAUAAGGCCCCGGCAUUCCUGUAUGAUAUCUACCUCAGGAUUACUGGAAGAAGCCCAAGGAUGAUGAAAACAAUAACCCGUCUUCACAAGGCCAUGAUGUUAAUAGAAUACUUUACAAGCAAUUCUUGGAUUUGGAACACUGAGAAUGUCAAUAUGCUAAUGAACCAACUAAGCCCUGAAGACAAAAAGGUGUUUAAUUUUGAUGUUCGACAGUUACACUGGGCAGAGUACAUGGAGAACUACUGUAUGGGAACUAAGAAAUAUGUACUGAAUGAAGAAAUGUCUGGUCUUCCUGCAGCUAGGAAACACUUGAAGAAGUUAAGGAACAUACGUUAUGGCUUCAAUACAGUCCUUGUGGAUCCUGAUCUGGCGUAUCUUAUUGCAAGAUCACAAAUGGCGAGAAACAUCUGGUACUUCGUGGUUAGUCUGUGUUACAAGUUCCUCUCCUACUUUAGAGCAUCCAGUACUAUGAGAUACUGAAGAGAAGAAUUUUAGCAUUAGGACAUCUAUGCAUAUGGUGGUCUAACUGCACAAAGCCUGUAAAAUGUACUUUGUCAUCUCAUCUUUUGUAAAAACAUGAAAUCAUCUUAGACCUGGAGUGUGAAAUAUAUACAG
This is a messenger RNA of Gopherus evgoodei (Goodes thornscrub tortoise), 1763 nucleotides long. RefSeq names its product fatty acyl-CoA reductase 1-like. The record is from RefSeq and is a predicted model, not a curated record. NCBI's taxonomy places the organism in Eukaryota, Metazoa, Chordata, Testudines, Testudinidae. Gene Ontology annotation, molecular function: alcohol-forming very long-chain fatty acyl-CoA reductase (NADP+) activity. Gene Ontology annotation, biological process: long-chain fatty-acyl-CoA metabolic process. Gene Ontology annotation, cellular component: peroxisome.